This is a messenger RNA of Alternaria arborescens, 2784 nucleotides long. RefSeq lists its product as hypothetical. The transcript has 4 exons. The coding region runs from base 1 to 2784 and encodes 927 amino acids. Lineage: Eukaryota; Fungi; Ascomycota; Dothideomycetes; Pleosporales; Pleosporaceae. The record is from RefSeq and is a predicted model, not a curated record.
AUGGCUCCGAACACAACAGCCGAAGCCAAUUCAACAGAUUCCGAAUCUGUUGCUAGGACAGGAGAUAAGAGGAAAAGAGAUGGAACGUCAGAUUCUCAGUCGCCACCGGUACCGAAGAAAAAGAAUGGAACAGAGUCAAUAGUCAGUGUUCCAGAGAAACAAACAGACUGCCAAAAAGCUCUCAACAACACCAAGGUCCUCAAAGAGUUCCGCAUUACAUUCCACUCACAGAAGUUCUCCCCCCAGCGUCCGGGAAAUGUUCCUGAGGAACAUCAGACAAAGUUCAAGCACAUUAAGCAAUUGGGCGAGAUCAGUUACGAUUCGUAUGCAGUACAACCUCGACCUGAUACUGCCAACAAACCAUGGGAGCUUGAGAACAAGUUGCGGGCUAGACGGGUGAGCGAGAAAGCAAUCCAAGCGAAAAGUGACUAUCAGAACGAGGAUGGAUGGCGAAUGGCUGGGGGGCUUGAGAGCCUCGUAUUUAAACGCUUUGAAAUCGAAGUCGCAUGUCAGGAGUGCCGCAAACGUCUGUGGCAAUCCUUCGUCGAGGUCAACCCGGAAGAAGGCAAUAGUCGAACGAAGAACCUGGUAGAGCGUCAACAGCGUCGUACAAUAUGCGAAUGUGAGCCAUUGUCAAAGCAGCAUAACACUUUGAGUACAGGGCUGACCGACAUAUUCACUACACGUAUCGGCGAGCGAAGCAUCAUACAGGACGAUCCCGAAAACCACAGUAAAAUAGAGAUGCGGCCUGAUCGAAUCUAUGGACUGAGAACUACAGAUGCCAUUAAGAAGAUUUUGAAGCAACCACAUACUCGCCACUUGAAUGAAGUCUCAGAGCUUAACGAUGACCUACGAGGCAAAUUGACUAUCAGCUGCAAUCCAGAUAGUGGUGGAGAAGCUUCAAUAUAUCCUUUCUUGGCGAUGGAGGCUAAAAGCCUCAAAGGCAGAGGCAAUUUCCUGGACAUUGAGGUACAGACGGCAGCACCUAUAAGAAAUCAUUUAUACCUACAGCUCAAGCUCCAAGAAGAUGAGUUCAACAAGAUGCCGACACCAGGAGGUCCGUUGUCUUGGUUUUUUGCGUAUGUUGGUGAGACGUGGAGAGUGUAUGGGUGUUACGUCACAAAGUCUAGCCCAGGCAAUCUGAUCUGUUAUGAUAUUGUUCGCCUUUGGCAAGGAGAUAUCACUAGCUACGACGAAGCACUUCAACUGAUUCUAAUCAUGGACUACAUCGUUGAUUGGGCGCGUGACAUCUUCCGGCCCAGUAUCAUGAGACAACUCAUGUCCGUCGUAGACAGGGGUGAACAUUCGUCUUACACAAUUGUCGAUCAAUCUGAUAUCCUUUCGAUACGCGAUUAUGCAAACUCUCGAUAUGGUGGCAGGCCUGUCCCUACCAUUGCCGGAGCUGGAACACUCGAGACGCCUGCGGAAUCGGAAUUUGAUGCAAUAAACUCCACGAUCGACUCUUCUUUCGAGCCACUCUUAGCGACUACAGGAAAACAUGUGGAUAUCAGGGUCUGGGGAGGCGCUAAAUAUCAGUCACGAGUUCGAGGGCUUUUUAUCACCGAAGAUGACACUGCUGCUAUGAAACAUCUUAUACACACGGACUACAAAAGAUUGGAAACCAUUAGCUCGGAUCGCUGUUGGUUUCUCUUGUCAAGUGUCCAAGACAUCAAAAUCAUCGAAGAGGCUUGGACUGGGACUCAAGAGAUCAAGGAUGUGCAAAAGCUUCGGCAGCAAAAGAUCUUGAUCUCUCUCUAUGUGCAGUACCGCAAAGAUCUUAAUGGCGCGCCUAUACGUGAAUUGACGUAUCUUGCUCUUACUGAAGCAGCUGCCCGCGAGACAUUAUAUCCUUUUGGAUAUAUGCUAGAGGAAAUUGAGCUGGUUGCUCCAGCUGAAGAACUUGCAAUCAAACUGAGAGAAGCCUGGCAUUCGAGCAACAAGAACUACUACAAGCGUUACGCCAGCGGCAAAAGUAGCGUACUUUGUGUCACCGCAUCUGACUACGACAAAUCGGUAGACCGUGUCGUCCUUGGCUUCUACAGCGACCGCGAGAUGACGAAUCACGCUAGAAGACUGGAUUUAUUCUUCAAGACCGCUUGUGAGGAUCGGAAAGGAGAGCUUUACAAGGUCUAUGCGCCAUGCUCUCGGUACACAAAAGUCGUCCAUUCGCUUACCGUUGAGCCUCAUUGCGCCCUCAACCCUGACCAAGAUUGCGUUUUCAUCAACACAGACGCCAUGCGAUCCGGAAUUUGCGUCUACGUCAAUAAUGCAGCAUCUCAAAAGAUCAGCCAUAGGUUGGUUAUCCGAUAUCUUCUGCAAAUGGUAGUCAUCCUUUGGAACAGCACAUGGCUGGAUUCGAAGUCCGCCUUUUAUACGAAUGAUGAGUCGCGUAUCGACAGUAAGAUACUACUAUGGAUCGUGUCAGAUCCCCAAUGGGGUUUGUAUCUUACAAUGAAACCUCCUCUGAACAUGCCUGAUAUGUACAAAGUUCAUAUGUACAAAGUCCACAAACAUCUGGCGUGGUACCGCAGAGUAUUACUCAGACACAAGUGUGGGACGGGUAUGGUCGGAUCCGAACACGGGCGCAGUACUGUUGAAUCCGAAUUCUACAAAGAAGGGCACGAAAACAUUCAACGCUACAUUCAGCGCGCUUGCAAGAAUUGCGACUACAAGCAUUAUUCUGAUCCAGCUGCGUCAGGUCCUACAUUUUGCUUCCGCGACGAAGACUUCAUACCAAAAGAAGGACUCCAGAAUCCUCCCAGUUCCGAGUUAUAUGGUGAUUGA